Molecule: messenger RNA, 763 nt
Organism: Lepisosteus oculatus (spotted gar)
Lineage: Eukaryota; Metazoa; Chordata; Actinopteri; Semionotiformes; Lepisosteidae
Source: RefSeq, a predicted model, not a curated record
CCGGGUAAGAUUGAAGAAAGUGUAGUAAAUUACAGUGUGGCGGUGCGGCGAUCUGGCGGGAGGUCGAUUGUGAAACUGCGGUCGGGAUCGUUAUCAGCGCUGUCUCGCUGUCAGCCAGGAGAAACAUUGACCCGGACAAAGUGCAGGAGCCAGCGGGGAGACACCGGGAGACACCGGGAGCCAGCGGCGGCAGCGGCCGAACCGAGCGCGCAGGCUGUGGUCAUGGAGCAGGAAAAGACAACAUGGAAAGAGUUCAUAGAGAACAUCAGUGUCCUGCAGUGGGUACUGACCUUCCUUAUCAUGGGUAUCUCCUGCACAAUUUUGAUGUUAUACCUGAUAUUUACCUCUCUGUGGCUGCUGUCAGUGCUGUACUUCAUCUGGAUGGUGAUAGAUUGGGACACUCCAGAGAGAGGGGGCAGGAGAUCAGACUGGAUCAGGAACUGGAGUGUUUGGAAACACAUCAGGGAUUAUUACCCUGUCACGCUGGUGAAGACAGCAGAAUUAAGCCCCAGUAAAAACUUUGUGUUGGGGUACCACCCACAUGGGAUCAUGUGUGCUGGAGCCUUCUCCUGCUUCAGCACUGAAGGAGCGGGAUUCUCGGCAGCGUUCCCAGGAAUUCAAUCCCACCUCGCCACGCUGGCUGGCCUCUUCCGACUGCCUCUCUACCGAGACUACCUCAUGAGUUCUGGUACUGCCCGUCUGCUCUCAGCCUGAGCUUUACACUCAGUGCAGUGUUAAUGUACUGUAGUGUCCAGUGUGUCUG